CCUGCGCCUGCGCGGAGCCGCCAGUCCGGCAGGGCCGCAGCCGCGGGGUGGCCGGCGGUUGCGGUGGGGACCGCGGGUCCGUCCCUUCUCCGGUCCCCUGCCCCGCGCCGCUCCCACCGAGACGCGGAGGACGACCCGGACCCUCCUCUCCCGCCGGGCCGAGCUGCAGCCGGCGACCGGGCGAGAGGCGGUGCCGCUCCCAAGAUGUCGCAGACGGCCAUGUCCGAAACAUACGAUUUUUUGUUUAAGUUCUUGGUUAUUGGAAAUGCAGGAACUGGCAAGUCUUGCUUGCUUCAUCAGUUUAUAGAAAAAAAAUUCAAAGAUGACUCAAAUCAUACAAUAGGAGUGGAAUUCGGUUCAAAGAUAAUAAAUGUUGGUGGUAAAUAUGUAAAGUUACAAAUAUGGGAUACUGCAGGCCAAGAACGAUUCAGGUCUGUGACGAGAAGUUACUACAGAGGCGCCGCAGGAGCUCUCCUCGUCUAUGACAUCACCAGCCGAGAAACCUACAAUGCGCUUACUAAUUGGUUAACAGAUGCCAGAAUGCUAGCGAGUCAGAACAUUGUGAUCAUCCUCUGUGGGAACAAGAAGGACCUGGACGCCGACCGUGAAGUUACUUUCUUAGAAGCUUCCAGAUUCGCUCAAGAAAAUGAGCUGAUGUUCUUGGAAACCAGUGCACUAACGGGGGAGAAUGUGGAAGAGGCCUUUGUACAAUGUGCAAGAAAAAUACUUAACAAAAUUGAAUCAGGAGUGAUUUGGUCAAAGAGCACCCUCUCUAUACCUGCCAACCUAAAAUUGCCACUUACGGUCUUGAAGGUCUCGUCCGCGUGGCUGAGGCAAAGGCCCACCCCUUUUUCCUAGUGGCUUCCUUGCACCAUUGGUGAAAGAGAAUGGGCAGGGUUUCCGCCUGUGUUUGCUUUCAGAACCACGGCCUUUUGUGGGUCCAUUGCUUAGAGGAGGAAGGUGGGGUUGUUGUCCACUCUCUGUCAACAGCUUGCUGGCCCUCCUGGGCCAGUGGUCCCAUGGUGUGAUGGGGGACCGCCUGGGUGAGAUUGAGGGAGUUACAGGU
Lontra canadensis (Northern American river otter) is the source of this 1066-nucleotide messenger RNA. RefSeq names its product RAB4A, member RAS oncogene family (gene RAB4A). The transcript is spliced from 7 exons. Gene Ontology annotation, biological process: regulation of endocytosis; Rab protein signal transduction. Gene Ontology annotation, cellular component: postsynaptic recycling endosome. The coding region runs from base 205 to 858 and encodes 217 amino acids. Gene Ontology annotation, molecular function: GTPase activity; GTP binding. NCBI's taxonomy places the organism in Eukaryota, Metazoa, Chordata, Mammalia, Carnivora, Mustelidae. The record is from RefSeq and is a predicted model, not a curated record.